CAGGAACCUCGGGGCUUUGCACAUGUCCACUUGAGUUUCUUCUCAUAGGUGGUGUUUGGAGUGAAAGCAUCAUGUGGCAGUGUGGAAGGGGUUCAGCAGCUCAAGCUCUUCGGAGGAGAUGGCACAGGACACAGAAAGACGAGUCUCACGUCUGCACUUUACAGAAAAACUUUAACCUCAGCACACUGUCAAGAGAAUGGCAUGGUUCCAGAAAGGCAGCCAUCACCUCUAUAUCUAACUGGAGUAAUCUGCAUGUAGCAGAAUGGAGAAAACUAAAGUACUCUAUAGUAAGCCCAGCCAGCUGGUUCCAUUCCAGAUCAUUUUCCAGCAGUGUAUCUGACACAGAUCCUAUUGAAGUCCAUAAGCAGAAGCUAAACCUGUGGUUUAGUCACCUCCCCCAAGAGGAGAAGCAGUUCCGCGGUUAUUUUUCCACAGAAACGAUGCAUGUGAAUCCCCUCAUACUGGAUCGAAAUCCGGAGGAGAGUAGAGGCCUUUCAAGCAGUCCCUUCAAGUCUGAAGUUCCCCCUAGCUCUUCUCUCACUGUUGAACAAUUAUUUGAGCCCAGCCAUGAGAUCGGUAGGGUGCAGGGCAUCAAUGUGUUGCUGUAUGGAGCUGUGGGGACUGGAAAGAGCACUGUCAUUCGGAAACUGGUACUGGACUGGUGUGCUGGCUCUACACUCUCUCAGUUCAAGCUGCUGAUUCCCUUCUCCUGUGAGGACCUUUCUCAGUUGUCUAAGUCCAUUUCUCUGCGAGACCUUGUGGGGAGGAAGUACAUGCAUCUACGGAAAACGCCUCUUCUCAGUGGGGAGGGAAUUCAGGCCAGGGAUGUGCUCUUCAUCUUCAAUGGCAUGGAGAAGAUGCAGCUGGAUUUUCGCAUCAGCUCCACUGAGCUGUGCAGUGAUCCAAAUGAGGUUCUUCCAACUGGGGCUAUUGUUGUUAAUCUUCUAAGGAAAUACCUCCUACCUGAGGUCAGCAUUUUGGUUACAACCCGGCUUUCUGCCCUGGACCUGAUUCCCAAGAAGUACGUGAACCGUUACGCACAAAUCUGUGGCUUCAACGAUCCAGAACUUCAGAGAGCCUAUUUUACCAGCAGACUGCUGUUACAGAAUGGAGAGAAGCCAAGCAAGGAAGCUGAGUCACUCAUAGACCUACUUUACCUCAACUUACAGCGUGAGAGCCAGUUAGCAGCAGCUUGUUUCCUGCCAUCUUACUGCUGGCUCACCUGUGCCACUCUUCACUUUCUACAUUUCACCGAUACACGGGCACCCAUUCGCACCCUCACUGGUAUCUACACCAGCUUCUUGAGGCUUAAUUUUGGAGGGGAGGUGCUUGCCUCAGGUGGAGCUGCAACAUCUCAGGAACAUCACAGCUCUCUAAUGCUGUACGUGGUCCGGACAGUGGGAAAACUUGCAUUCGAUGGCGUCACCAAGAAACGAACGUUUUUUAUGGAGGAUGAGCUGGAGCAGUGGGUGGGCGGAAAGACCAAAACGGAUGAGGAGCUGCGGCAGUUGGCGGUUUUUCGCACUGACGUUCUGGACUUCUUCCUGGUACCCUGUGUUGAACACAAUAAAUUGCUUUCUAAGUCAGACAACAGACGCUACGUCUUUGCUGUCCCUGCCAUGCAGGAGUAUCUUGCUGCCCUGUAUGUUGUACUUGGUGAAAACAAGACUGCUUUGGAAAAGCUGACCAAGCAAGUGUCUUCAGCAAUUGGACAAGCUGGUGAAGACUUAACAAGCCUGAUCGGCAUUCUUUCCAAGUUCAUACCUCUCAGGAUCUUUGCACUUUUCAACUUGUUGAAGUUGUUCCCCAGACUGUACGAGCGUGUCAGUAGCCACAGCAAAGGACGCAUUGCUCGCACCAUGGCAGUAGAAAUGUUCCGUUCAGAGGACAGCUUCAACGAGGAUGUUUUAGACCAGGUUGAGCAAACCUUGCUGGGAGUACACGGACCUGAACCAGAGGAGCAGCUGGAUGGCCGAGCGUUUGAGCUCUAUCCAAUCUUUAUGGGGGGACUUCUUCACUAUGGCAACAGAAGGCUGCUCGACCAGCUGGGCUGUAAUAUCAAGAGCACAACUGUGGCUCAGAUCACCCGAGCUCUUAAAAAGCACCUGGUGAAAGAGAGCCGAAAACAGCAGCCACCUGAAGAGCUGAUGGACCUGCUGGUUCUGCUUUAUGAGUUUCAGAACCCAAGGCUCACAGCUGAAGUGCUGCAGUCCAUUAAGACCAUCAACCUCUCCACAGUGCGAAUGACACCACUCAAGUGCUUUGUGCUUAGUUCUGUGCUGGACUGCACAGCCUCCAGCUUCUUAUUGGAUGAGCUUAACCUCUCCUCUUGUCACCUGACCCAAGAACUGCUGAAAAUGCUUUGGCCAGCAUUCCGCCACACUCAGAGUCUCAAUCUUCAGUUUAACAGACUUGGUCCUGAGUCCUGCAUAAUACUGCGAGACCUGCUACUUGAAUCCAAGUGUACAAUUAAAUCGUUACAGCUGUGUGAUAAUUCCCUGCUGGACGCCGGAGCCAGCCAUCUGCUGGAUGCUCUUGCGGGAAACCAGUCGCUACAGAGUCUGUCCCUGAUGCACACAAGCCUUGGGGACACCGCUGCAUUUGAUUUUGCAGAGCGACUGCACCAGCACGCCCAGCUGCUGGAGCUGAACAUGGCCUACAAUAACAUAGGCGACACUGCUGCACUCACAUUGGUGGAUGCCUGCCGGGAGCACCCAAGCAUUCACACAGUACAUCUGUACCUGAACCAGCUCAGUGAGGUUGGAAAGCAGUCUCUGUACGUGCGUGGGGUGCCAACAGGGCAGGGGGGCAGGCGGGUGAAGGUGCUGGCCUCGGUGACAGAGGGCUCCGACCUGUCGGAAGACUGGCACCCCAUCCUGAGCAUUAUCCAGAAGAACUCGUUGUCGUGGGAUCGGGAGAGAGUGCGCGAGCAGCUCGUGGUUUUCCUUAAGGAUCUGGAGUGGGGCCGAAAUCAACAGCAGAGUUUCUGGAAGAAGCUGCACUUUCGGAGGGUGGAGAGCGGAGUGAGGCAGACACUGCGCAUGCUGGAGAAGAGCACCGCAACGGGCUCUGGGGCAGGUUCAAACUAA
Messenger RNA from Chanos chanos (milkfish), 3089 nucleotides. RefSeq names its product NLR family member X1 (gene nlrx1). The record is from RefSeq and is a predicted model, not a curated record. The transcript is spliced from 9 exons. The coding region runs from base 72 to 3089 and encodes 1005 amino acids. Gene Ontology annotation, molecular function: protein binding. NCBI's taxonomy places the organism in Eukaryota, Metazoa, Chordata, Actinopteri, Gonorynchiformes, Chanidae.